Molecule: messenger RNA, 7132 nt
Organism: Pongo pygmaeus (Bornean orangutan)
Lineage: Eukaryota; Metazoa; Chordata; Mammalia; Primates; Hominidae
Product: nuclear pore complex-interacting protein family member A5-like
Exons: 11
Coding region: 462-1709 (415 amino acids)
Source: RefSeq, a predicted model, not a curated record
CGGGGUACACUUCAAAAAAGCAGUUUGGUCAGAUGUAAUCAGCAGUGAACUCAGAAUCAACUGAGUGACAUUGAGUCAGUAAAUCUCUGACUGCCUCAGUUACCCCAUAUGAUAGUUUUGAGGAUGGGAACAUUGAGAGAGUUGAUUUGGAAGGAUAUCAAGAGUGAAAAUUCUAACAUUUUAGUUCCUUUAAGUUAAAUCCAGGCACUAUCUUUCCUGCAAGUCUCCUGUUCCUUUCAGAUUGCACAGGUGAGAGUGCUCAGAUUAGGGCUGGAGGUUGUAAACUAUCGCUCCCACACCGACGGUGCCCCCGUGUCGUGCAUGUAUUCUGUGCAUUUUCCUGUGCUAAACACUCUCCCAAAACAUCGUGGGGCCUGAUUCUUCCUCUUUGUUCCAGUGGCCCUGGGUGACUCAAGUGCCCAUUCAAUGACCAGGACACAGAAGUUUUAGAGAGAUGCUCCAUGAGGCCCCAGGACCCAGGAGCCCUACCCCCUGUCCUUCCCUCAUCAGCCGUACAUGAUGAUUUACUGCUGUUACCAUCAUCACUGCCCUUAGUGGCCAAGGGCCUUCCAAGGUGCCAGCUCUGCAACGAAAGAUGCCCUUGGGAGAUGAUGACACUCAGAGUGACCUUGAGGAAUCCUGGGAGCUCAGGAAGGAAGGAGUGCCCAGAAGCAGGGACAGGGAGCUGGCUGGGGAGGACCAGAAAUCAGGUUAUCAAUUCUCUGCCUGAUGAUUUUCAUCCUGGGACUGACUUUUGUGGAAUUCCUUGGAUAGUUAUCAUUAUUGUGUUUCUGGGAAUUUCUACACUUGCCAUUUUCCUCUGGAAAACUAGCCUUUGUGUGUCUUUCCUCAAGACUGUCUUAAAGUCACAAAAUGUACAUGACGGAUCCAAGGAUGUACAGCGGAAAGCCUGGAGGUCCAAUAGCCGUAGCCGGGAAGGAAUUAAAUUUGGCCGGGAAGACCUCUUUACUUCAUGGAGACAUAUGGAAGCCAAAGUUCGAGCUGAAGUCCGUAAGGUGACAGGGAAGGUCAACAGUCAUUACAAAAUCAAUGGACAGAGGAAGACUGCCGAGGAAGAGAAACAAAACAUGAAAGAAUGUGAGCAAGCAGAAAAUGAGAGGCAGCUAUCAGAGGCAGAGGAGAAUGGGAAAUUGGAUAUGAAAGAAAUACACACCCAACUGCAACCGUUUCAACGCACGCAAGAGUUGCAGCGGCGGGCAGAGGACUACUACAGAGGCAAAAUCGCCCCUUCUGCAAGAAGGCCUCUUGCCAACUCAGGAAGUUUGUUUGUUUUCCUUGCUUUUGGACAUAGUCUGCCAGGUCAGGACAUGGAUGUAUUUUUCUCCCCACACCUCUGUGCUCAAGCCUUGCAAAGGUGGAUGGCAGAGAGGAAGGCUGCCUACAAGCGGCACAGGUGUGAAAUGAGGCAAAAGCAGAGAGUGCCAGAGAGACACAUGAGUCAGGAGCCAGUCCAGGGACGACCGGGCCUAGAGAACCCUUUCUGGAGGGCAGAUUCAGGACCUCAUUGGGUUCCCAUGAGGAACAGCAGCGGCGUCCCAGCUGAAAACACAGAGAAGACAAAGGUAAAUGCUGGGGACGUUUUCACUCUUCCUAUAUCAGGACGCUUUGGUCUUUUCCGACAAUGCCCUCUCCUGGCCUGGCCUCUGCUCUGUAGGUUCUGUGGUGCCUUUUCUGUCUCGACUUCUUGAGAAGCAAAAUCUUCUCCAUGAGCUUUCAGGCUUCUCCGUUCCCAGCUGAUCAUCGUUGGUGGCACCUCCAGAAUCCAUAAAAGCUCAGGGACCGAGGGCUGAAGGGCUUUUACUGUUCUGUUUCCAGAAAUAACACGAGGAGGCACCACUGACCUCCAGUACUGUAGGUCUCAUGGCGCGGUGAACUCUGACUGAUCCACCUUACCCAAGAUGUUGUGGGGUCUCAUUUCCGAAAUAUGUGGGAUUUUCUUUUGCUGUGAUUUUGUUUGCAUUCUGCCAUAAUGUAGGUGAUUAACGUUUGAAAUAUCUGCUGUAUUCCCAGAAGUGAAAAUAGUGAAAACGCAUUAAUCUAACAUUAAUUUGUGCUUUGUGCAAUUUUGAAUGCUCUUUGACAAGGCCAAUUCCAUAGUUCGUCACAGUCCCAUCCCUGUUGGUAACCAUGUUGUGCAAAAACACCUUCAUACCCACCCAGUGGGGCCCCUGAUCUAAUAUUCUAAGUGUCAGAGGUUCCAUAUUUGUAAUAGCAAAUAGGCCCUGACUGUAAAUUAGUGAAGAGUGAAUGUAACUUAUUACCUACAGGGACAAUUCCAAAUGAAGGCCUUAAAUGAUGCUCAGCUAAGCUGAUUCUUGUGUGGCCUCUGUACCUUCAAAAGCUGCCGAGUCCUAUGAUUACACAUGAUGGGACUUGUACACUUGAAGUGAAACACAGUUUUAAAACUUGCUUUCUUUAGAAUUCCCACCUCAUUUUUCCAUGGGGUAUUCUUUAUGUCGUAGUGCACUUACAAUUUGGUAUUACCUGGGAGUGAAAAGAAAUAUUACAGCCAUGUCUAACUGACUUCUUGAGAUAAGAUUGUUCUGUCAGAAAUCCCUCUCCCAGUUCCCCUGAAGCUCUUCAGGAAUCCACAUCUCUCCAGAGCUCUUUGUUCUCAUGGGUGGCACCUCCAGAGUGAAGAAGAUCCUUUGUCCAGAAGGGAAACAGAGGGGAAAUGAGAGGGUCCCGCAGGCAGAGCUGGAAUCAACUUCCACUCUGCCUCUUGCAAGCUGUGUGACCCUGGGCACAAUUUCUCCUUCCUCUGGAAACCUCUGUUUUCUUCGAUUUGGAGCAGGGUGGUCACACUGACCUUGCAGAGUUCUGAGAAUCAGAGACAGAACAUAAAAGGCCUGGAAAACAUUCUCCAAAAAGAAGCUGCAACAUGUGUGGACAAUGGGCUUUUCAUGCCUCUCUUACUCUCUGUUGACCUGGUGCAAGAAACGUGCUCUGGUGCUGGCUGUGAGGGAGGAAAGAGGAUAGACAUAGACACUCCUGUGUCUCAAACAUGCUUCUUUAUUACCCUGUUAUUACUCUGUCUUCCCUGGGGCAGGACCCCAGCCUGCCUCCAUUUGCAAACAGACACAGUGGCAUGUGGAGACAACAGUGUGUCCCAGUGACUUUUCUUUACUCCCCAGCUGUGGGCAGUACUCAGUGGAAGGGUGAUAUUAUGACACUGAUACUGCUAUUUUGAAACCUGGAGGAGGGAAAGGUGCAAAAAUCUAUCACCAGCAACAGAAGGUGCAGCCUGUGUUGGUGGCGGUAAUUUUGUCCAUCAAAUGAAUAUGUGUGAAAACAUUUCCUCCUUCGGCCCUACAGGUCAGGAUGGCGGCAGUGGAGCACCAUCAUUCCUCAGGGUUGCCCUACUGGCCCUACCUCAUGGCUGAAACUUUAAGAAAAAGGAUGGGCCACAAGCCAACUCCUCCACCUCAGUGUGAUCUGAGAGGUCAACCACAUCCAUCAGUUAAAGGGUGUCUGAGACUGCUGACUCUUUCUCGACUACAGUGUCUACUAGGACCUCAACCACAUUCAACAACUGAUGAUUUUCUGAGAAGAGAGACACCUCAAGACGAGUGUGCCCUGGGACCUGAACCACUUCCUCGAGCUGAUGAUUUUCUGAGACUCAAGACACCUCCCGAGUGUCUUCUGGUACCCCUUCCACCUUCUCCAGUUGAUGAUUUUCUCACACCACAGGCACCUCCCAUCGAGCGUCGCCUGGGACCUGUAGCAUUUCCUCGAGCUGAUGAUUUUAGGAGACCCAAGGAACCUCCCGAGUGCUUUUUCGCACCCCUUCCACGUUCUCCAGUUGAUGAUUCUGUGAGCCUGAAGACACCUCCCAAGUGUCUUCUGGUAUGCCUUCCACCUUCUCCAGUUGAUGAUUUUCUCACACCACAGGCACCUCCCAUCGAGCGUCGUCGCCUGGGACCUGUAGCAUUUCCUCAAGCUGAUGAUUUUAGGAGACCCAAGGAACCUCCCGACUGUUUUUUCACACCACUUCCACCUUCUGCAGUUGAUGAUUCUCUGAGCCUCAAGACACCUCCCGAGUGUCUUCUGGUACCCCUUCCACCUUCUCCAGUUGAUGAUUUUCUGAGACCACAAACACCUCCCGUCCAGUGUCACCUGAGACCUGUACCAUUUCAUCGAGCUGAUGAUAUCCGGAGACUCAAGAAACCUCCUGACUGUUUUUUUGCACCCCUUCCUCCUUCUCCAGUUGAUGAUUCUCUGAGCCUGAAGACACCUCCCGAGUGUCUUCUGGUACCCCUUCCACCUUCUCCAGUUGAUGAUUUUCUCACACCACAGGCACCUCCCAUCAAGCGUCAUCACCUGGGACCUGUAGCAUUUCCUCGAGCUGAUGAUUUUAGGAGACCCAAGGAACCUCCCAACUGUUUUUUCUUAUCACUUCCACCUUCUCCAGUUGAUGAUUCUCUGAGCCUGAAGACACCUCCCGAGUGUCUUCUGCUACCCCUUCCACCUUCUCCAGUUGAUGAUUUUCUCACAUCAGAGGAACCUCCCAUCAAGCGUUGUCGCCUGGGACCUGUAGCAUUUCCUCGAGGUGAUGAUAUCAGGAGACUCAAGAAACCUCCUGACUUUUUUUUUGCACCCCUUGCACCUUCUCCAGUUGAUGAUUCUCUGAGCCUGAAGACACCUCCCGAGUGUCUUCUGGUACCCCUUCCACCUUCUCCAGUUGAUGAUUUUCUCACACCACCAGCACCUCCCAUCAAGCGUCAUCACCUGGGACCUGUAGCAUUUCCUCAAGCUGAGGAUUUUAGGAGACCCAAGGAACCUCCCGACUGUUUUUUCUUACCCCUUCCACCUUCUCCAGUUGAUGAUUUUCUCACAUCAGAGGAACCUCCCAUCAAGCGUUGUCGCCUGGGACCUGUAGCAUUUCCUCGAGGUGAUGAUAUCAGGAGACUCAAGAAACCUCCUGACUUUUUUUUUGCACCCCUUGCACCUUCUCCAGUUGAUGAUUCUCUGAGCCUGAAGACACCUCCCGAGUGUCUUCUGGUACCCCUUCCACCUUCUCCAGUUGAUGAUUUUCUCACACCACCAGCACCUCCCAUCAAGCGUCAUCACCUGGGACCUGUAGCAUUUCCUCGAGCUGAGGAUUUUAGGAGACCCAAGGAACCUCCCGACUGUUUUUUCUUACCCCUUCCACCUUCUCCAGUUGAUGAUUUUCUCACAUCAGAGGAACCUCCCAUCAAGCGUUGUCGCCUGGGACCUGUAGCAUUUCCUCGAGCUGAUGAUAUCAGGAGACUCAAGAAACCUCCUGACUGUUUUUUCGCACCCCUUCCACCUUCUCCAGUUGAUGAUUCUCUGAGCCUGAAGCCACCUCACGAGUGUCUUCUGGUACCCCUUCCACCUUCUCCAGUUGAUGAUUUUCUCACACCACCGGCACCUCCCAUCAAGCGUCGUCACCUGGGACCUGUAGCAUUUCCUCAAGCUGAUGAUUUUAGGAGACCCAAGGAACCUCCUGACUGUUUUUUCUUACCCCUUCCACCUUCUCCAGUUGACGAUUUUCUCACAUCACAGGAACCUCCCAUCAAGCGUUGUCGCCUGGGACCUGUAGCAUUUCCUCGAGCUGAUGAUAUCAGGAGACUCAAGAAACCUCCUGACUGUUUUUCUGCACCCCUUCCACCUUCUCCAGUUGAUGAUUCUCUGAGCCUGAAGAAACCUCCCAAGUGUCUUGUGGUACCUCUUCCACCUUCUGCAGUUGAUGAUUUUCUCACACCAAAAACACCUCAACUACAGUGUCACCUGAGACCUGUACCAUUUCAUCGAGCUGAUGAUAUUAGGAGACUCAAGAAACCUCCUGACUGUUUUUUUGCACCCCUUCCACCUUCUCCAGUUGAUGAUUCUCUGAGCCUGAAGACACCUCCCGAGUGUCUUCUGGUACCCCUUCCACCUUCUCCAGUUGAUGAUUUUCUCACACCACAGGCACCUCCCAUCGAGCGUCGCCUGGGACCUGUAGCAUUUCCUCGAGCUGAUGAUUUUAGGAGACCCAAGGAACCUCCCGAGUGUUUUUUCGCACCCCUUCCACCUUCUGCAGUUGAUGAUUCUCUGAGCCUGAAGACACCUCCCGAGUGUCUUCUGGUACCCCUUCCACCUUCUCCAGUUGAUGAUUUUCUCACACCACAGGCACCUCCCAUCGAGCGUCGCCUGGGACCUGUAGCAUUUCCUCGAGCUGAUGAUUUUAGGAGACCCAAGGAACCUCCCGAGUGUUUUUUUGCACCCCUUCCACCUUCUGCAGUUGAUGAUUCUGUGAGCCUGAAGACACCUCCCGAGUGUCUUCUGGUACCUGUUCCACCUUCUCCAGUUGAUGAUUCUCUGAGUCCACAAACACCUCCCGUCCAGUGUCACCUGAGACCUGUACCAUUUCAUCAAGCUGAUGAUAUCAGGAGACUCAAGAAACCUCCUGACUGUUUUGACCGUUUUUUGUUUUGUUUGCUUUUGUGUUUGUUUUUUGUUUUAUUUUUAUUGUGUUGGAGGAAGGCGUCUGUUAUGUUGUUGAUUCUAUUUAUUCAUCAUUUUUGCAACACAUAAAUUCAUUUAAGUAUUGAUUGUGCACCUAUCAUAUGAUAAGCAUUUUUUCAUCACUCCCCCUCUUCCAGAACCCUAAGCUUUUCUCACUGUUAGAACUGCUAGUUUAUUUGUAUUUCAGUCACUUUGACUAUAAACUCCUUGAGUGUAGGUGCUUAGAUUUUUUUCACUGCUUAGCCCCCAAUGCCUGUAUAGAGUAAGCUCUUUUUUUUUUUUUUUUUUUGUACCAAAUGCCCAAUGGCCAAUUUAUUCUGUUUCAAUAACAACUAGGCAUCAUUUUCAAAGGGCCAUAUACUGACAACAGACUGCCCAGAAAUUAUCUCCCUAUGUAGGAAAACUACAGAAGACAAGUUCUUAGACUUUUAAUGCCCAUUACAGUAGCCAUUAAUGACAGGUGACUACCGAGCCUUGAAAUGCGAUAGUCCAAAUUUAGAUGUGCUAUAAGCUUAAAUUAUACACCACAUGUCAAAGCCAUAAGACCAAAAACUGUAAAAGAGUCUAGUAAUUUUAUAUUUAUUAUAUAUUGAAAUGAUAUUUGGUAUUUUAGAUAUAUUGAGUUAAAUAAAAGUUAAAUUCA